AUGGCAGAAGAAAACAUUUCCUUUUCCCAAAGGAUGAUAAGUGCCUGUUCUGGCUCGCUUGUGACAUCACUUGUGGUCACUCCAUUCGAUGUCAUAAGAAUAAGAAUCCAACAACAAAGUAUUCUACCGCAAGAACAGCCAUGUUGUCAAUUACAUUUCCCAGAGCAUAAUUUCCCAAAGCAAAAGGUUCCUGUUGAAAUGGCCCCAGAAUUGUUUUGGAUACAUGAUAAAUAUUGUCAAUCUGCUAAGUCUUGCACCCGUAUAUAUUCAACGUUUCAGGGGUUCAGUACAGUGGCGAAACAUGAAGGAGUUCGAACUUUAUGGAGAGGCUUAUCUUUGACCUUAUUGAUGGCAGUUCCGUCAAAUAUCAUUUAUUUCACAGGUUAUGAAUAUAUCAGAGAUCAUUCCCCAAUAAGCAACCAUCCUUUGAAUCCAUUAUUUUGUGGUUCUUUGGCUAGAACUUUGCUGGCAACCUUUGUAGCACCAGCCGAGUUGAUCAAGACUAGAUUGCAAUCUAUACCUACUGAUCUGAAAUCCGCAUCGCAUAUAUUAUUCAAUUUAUUAAGAGAUCUGAGUGCAGCUGUCAAGAAGGAUGGUGUUAGAACUAUGUUUAAAGGUUUGGGCAUUACUUUGUGGAGAGAUGUACCAUUUUCUGGGAUCUAUUGGUCAAGUUAUGAAUAUUUCAAAGCUUUUUUCGCUCGAACUUUGAAGACUGACUUUAAUAACCCAACAAGAGGUGGAAUUGAUGAUUGGAAAGUGUUUGCCACUUCGUUUUUAUCAGGGUCUAUAUCAGGAACAAUAGCAGCUUUUUUCACUAAUCCAUUCGAUGUCGGCAAAACAAGAAUACAAAUUACAAUGCAAGAAAACGAGAAAAUUUCCCAUCCAAAUAUGUUCAAAUAUUUAUAUAAGAUUUACAAGAAUGAAGGAAUGGGGGCAUUAUAUGCUGGAUUUGGUCCUCGUGUAAUGAAAAUUGCCCCAGCGUGUGCUAUCAUGAUAUCUUCUUAUGAAGUGGGGAAGAAGUUUUUCAAGAAUGGAAAUAACUCGAAUUAA
Messenger RNA from Candida albicans SC5314, 1050 nucleotides. It is a transcript of the gene MTM1, whose product is annotated as Mtm1p. The transcript has a single exon. The coding region runs from base 1 to 1050 and encodes 349 amino acids. The record is from RefSeq and is a predicted model, not a curated record. Gene Ontology annotation, biological process: mitochondrial transmembrane transport. NCBI's taxonomy places the organism in Eukaryota, Fungi, Ascomycota, Pichiomycetes, Serinales, Debaryomycetaceae.